UUCAACUGAAUAAUAACCCUGCCAAAUAUUAAUUUCAGGUCUGUUGUGAUUGGAGAGACAUUGCCCUUACCAUACGUGAUAAAGUAUUUAAUCAGCAUGAGGAACAGUUGAUAGACAUCCAUGAUGUCAAGUGCAAAGAGUGGGGAUUUCUGUUAAAGAAAUUAUUUGGCCAUCACCUUGGCACAGGGGACUACGGACAUCUUGUCGUGGACCACAGUGCAAUGCUGUUGCGACAUUUUCGUUCCCUAUAUAAAUAUUCUGGCCAAGGAUUUGAGUCUUCACACAAGCUACACAGGCAGUUGUAUUCCAGGGCCACAAAUCAUGAUUGUUCAGGACAAGGCCAAUCUUUGAACCAAAUCCUUACUCACUGGUAUACAACCAUGCUUUUGUCACUGCGGUAUUCAUUCCAACAAGCAAGGGAAUGCAUCAUUUCAGGCAAGAAGAAGUUUUUUUACCGUGGAUGUGGCUGGAAAAGCAUUGACAUGAAAUCAUGGACAAAGGAGAAAAGAAACUGGAUAACGAUGGUUUGUGACUUAUUUAACCAAAUGUUUGGAAAUGACUUUCUGGUAUACACAUACACUGCUGAUCAUGGUACCAAAGUUAGCGAUGAAGAUUUGUCAAGACUACUGGAGUAUGAUCAUGAUUAUUGGGAAGUACAAUACGCCAAUCAUGUACUGAAUAAUACGGAGCAAUCAUCUAUCAGAGAGGGUGUAAAAGAGAAUCUUUGUAAACCAAGACCCCCUCUCAACACUGACUUGCUAAAUGAUGUUCCUGCAAGCCUGUUCCCCGCUAAUUUGGGCAAUGACCAACGAGAUGAUGUACCUGCAAGUGUGAUGCAAAAUUGCCAAAGUCAAAGUUCACCAAAGCCCAAACAAGAAAUGCAUGAGGACUCUGAUGACUGCAAAAUUGAGGAUGUAACAUCUUCACCACAGGGUCUUGCCAAAGAUGUCUCCAACAUAGAGGCCGAUUUAUGUGCUCCCUUGCAGAAUGAUGUCCCUCAAAAUACUGUUCCAGAGUUUCAGAGUCACCAAACACCUGAGCAGGUGACUUGUGAAGACACCAUCGAUGAUAUGUCAGCAGAAUCGCUUGUCAGUGGAAGUUCUUGUUUUUCUCCCAUCACUGAAGGAGGGCGACUUGAUGGAUCAAACCAGGCUGCCUUACGUGUCUCUAUGGAUGAAGCCACCACAAGAGCGGAAGUGGCUGCACUAUUCAACCUAAUACCACCUAUAUCAAGUAAACCGUCCUCUGGUCUUCAUCCAGUUCGUGAUGCUACAACAAUUUCUGAUCCGUUCACAUUGAAUAUGCGCCCUUGUGAAAAUGUUGUCAAGGAAGCUGAAAAGCUUCUUGAUGAUGAAACGAAUAAGGGAAACCAUCCAUCUGGUAUCAACAUAGUGGGUAUUGGACAGUUCUCCGAACGUGGAUUAUCAGUUUUGAAACAGUUUUGCACCAUAGCAAAUACUAGACAUAAGGUGUGUUCUGAGGCAAAUUGGCUCAACCAGUUGAGGUGCUCAUCACCAGAUUUAGUGAGGAUUCAGGAAGCCCUUUGGCACCAACCAGCCACUAAUAUAAUCCUUAGGUUUGGAAAGAAAAGUAUUGACGUUACUUCAUUUGCAGAUCUUGCAUUGGAAAGGUAUAUUGACAGUUUUGUAAUAGACAUUUCCAUAGGAAAGUACUUAGAAGAAGCAAGAAUGAACGGAAAUGACAAUACACUUUACUUUCCUUCAGAAUUUUAUGACUGGAUGAAAGCACCCGACAUCAAUUUCAAGAAAAAGUGGAUGGCGAGAACAGCAUCUGAAUUGAAGAAUUUCAACACCCUCCAGCAAAUAUUAGUCCCAGUCCAUAUGCCAAACCACUGGGGUUUGAUUUAUGUCAAUUUGUCAAGGAUGGAAAUGUACUUUGAUGAUGGACUAAGAUAUGUUCCCCCAUUUACAACCCUUCCCACAAUCAAAGAUUUGUUGGAACUGCUGACAAUUAUGUAUCCAUCUCAUGCGACCCUCCAAACAAAGUUUUGGGUAAACUGCAACCACUUCAAACGAUUUGGAAUGCCAGAUCAAAGAGUGAAUGAUUCGAAGAUGAUUGGUGCUGGGAGCUGUGGAGUUGGUGUUAUCAUGGCAGCAAGAGACUUCUUGGAGAGGGGCCCUUCAUGUAUCAACAGCUUUGCGUGGAGAUACAGUGACAUGGACUUGCAUCGGAAAAACCUUAUGCUUCAGAUUCUUGAUUGGGCCCGCGUGUAAAUUUAGUUUGUUUAGCUUGCAGUGACAAUGCUCCGGUGCAGUUCGUUUAAAUUGAGCUGUUGCUAUCUCACACCAAAAUUUAUCUUUUGUUUCCUGUUGAUUUAAUUUCCUUUUCAACUAACUUUAAACUAUUCUGUCUUUUUUGGGUGGUCAGUUCAUUUGAGCUGUUGUUAUCUGAGGGCAGAAUA
Messenger RNA from Orbicella faveolata, 2422 nucleotides. RefSeq lists its product as uncharacterized. Lineage: Eukaryota; Metazoa; Cnidaria; Anthozoa; Scleractinia; Merulinidae. The record is from RefSeq and is a predicted model, not a curated record. Gene Ontology annotation, molecular function: cysteine-type peptidase activity. Gene Ontology annotation, biological process: proteolysis.